CCUCCGGUGUAGUGUGGACGGGGUCUGCAUGAGGCUAGCCUUUUGGGUAUUUGGCAUAUACAGUUCCAUUUAAUACUGUAUAUACGGCGCGUCAUCUUGUCACAAGUAAACAUAUCAAUCGCAUUAGCAUGUUAAAGAAACAUUAACGACCAAAGAUCAGCUAAUUAUAUUCUGCGGGCUAAUAAAUGUAAACAGUUGAAACGAAGCAAAGGUAAAGUUUAGCUUCUGAUUGGCAACUGCCAUAUGCAAGUUUAAAGUUGAUACAACCCUACAACACAACGACCGUUUAAGGGGGCCAUUUUAAGCCUUGUUGGCAAUCAUCAUCUUCAUACAAAAGAUUUGAUUCAACAAAGAAAUCGUUAUGAGGAGUAUUUUUGACGCAUUCCUAUAUCUCGUAGUUGCAAACAUGUUUCGAUUCCAAGUUAAAACUCUGGCGUUUCAAUCGUUAUAUAUUGGAGGUCUUUACCCGUUCACUGGACUUAGCACUGGCAGGCAGUCUUCUAUGAAAGGUGAACUAAUACAGCUAGCAGUUUCUAUGGCUAUAGAAGACGUGGAAAAGAAAGCUGUUUUGCCGGGAUAUCGGCUGCAACUUCAUGUAAAUGACACUCAGUGUAGAGCAGACCAUGCAUCGCGUGUUCUCUUUGAAAUGAUGAACAAAGAACCAAACAAGAUAGCUCUACUAGGGGCGGGCUGCUCUUUAGUGUCGGAGAGGAUAGCAGAAGUGGCCAAGACGUGGAAUCUUUUCAUGGUAUCGUACGGGUCGACAUCCCCAACUUUAACGAAGAAAGACAAAUAUCCCCUGUUCUUUAGAACAAUACCAUCAGAUGCGGCAUGUAACAAAGCUCGUGUCGCCCUCCUAAAGAAAUUCAACUGGAUGCAAGUGGGACUCAUAGGACAUAGCGAUAUUAUUGAUUCUGAGACUACUGCCGACUUGCAUAACGAACUUGCAAAGGAAAAUAUUCAGAUUCUCUCAUCGGAGACGUUUGCCGACGAUCCCACGGCCCAAGUCAAGAGCUUAAAGGAGAAAGAAGCCAGGAUAAUAAUUGGAAAUUUUGACGAGAGAUACGCAAGGAAAGUUUUUUGCCAGGCAUUUCACGCUGGCAUGUAUGGCGCCCGCUAUGCUUGGCUUAUACCAGGCUGGUUUAAUAAGAACUGGUGGAAGAUAAGGUUAAAGAACGAAUCAAUAGCGUGCACUGAGGACGAGAUGAAUAAAGCUGUAAAGGGAUACAUCGCCUGUGAUAACCUCAAGAUUAGUCCUGAUAACACUGUUACUGUAUCUGGACAGUCACGAGCAGAGUUUGGAGCUCGAUACGAGAAAGUCACUGGGAAAUCUUUACAAGACACUGAUGCUGGAUUCGCAUACGAUGCAGUUUGGGCACUAGCAAUGGCUCUAAACAAGACAGAAGAGUACCUAAGGGAAACCAAAUCAUGGCUAUCGAUAGAUAAUUUCACUUACUCCAAUACGGAGGUCAUGGAAUAUUUUAACAGGUCUUUGGAGGAAACGAACUUUACAGGCGUUACUGGUCCGGUACAGUUCACUGUUAGCGGUGAUCGAAUGGGUUACCUGAAGAUUGAACAGCUUCAGGAUGAAGAAGAAAUCACGGUCUCUUUGUAUCUGCAUCAAAAUGAUAGUAUACUCGAUGUGAAGGAAUCCAACUUUGUUUGGCAAGGCAGUGGUCCGCCGUCGGAUCGUACAAAGCUCGUCUUGCAAUUGAUGACCAUAUCUUCAGUUCUGUAUGGAGUCGUGUGUGUCAUCACUGUCCUUUGUAUUAUCCUGGCAGUUUGUUUUUUGGUUUUUAACAUCAAGCUUCGGAAUUACAGAUACAUUCAGAUGUCCAGCCCGCGCUUGAAUAACACCAUUGUUAUAGGAUGCAUAACCAUGUACUUAUCAGUAUUUCUGUUUGGAUUGGAUGGUAACCUGGUAUCACCCGGUCGAUACUCUGCUAAUUGCCAGGCGAGAAUAUGGCUCGCUUCUCUUGGAUUCACCACGGCGUUUGGCGCCAUGUUUGCUAAGAUAUGGAGGGUGUACGUCAUCUUUACCAACCGUAAACUACGAAAAAAGGUUAUUGAAGAUGGCAGCCUUUUUCUCUUUGUUGGUGCGCUUCUGUUGGUUGAUAUCUUGACUCUCAGUGUAUGGACGGGAGUCGACUCGCUUAUAAGAAAGCUUCAAGACGGGACCAUUGAGCACGGAGUCGAGUUUGACACAUUGCCUCAAUGGGAAUACUGCGACUGCCAGCAUAAGACGAUCUGGUUUGGCGUUCUGUUUGCCACCAAAGGCCUCCUCCUGCUGUUUGGUGUCUUCCUCGCGUGGGAAACACGACACGUUAACAUUCCCGCACUUAACGACUCUCGCUAUGUUGGGAUGUCUGUGUACAAUGUUGUCAUCUUGAGCGUUGUUGGUGUUCCUGCGGCACUGAUGAUAGAACAGGCGCAAAAUGCCACGUUUGCUCUUACAGCGUUCUUUAUUGUCUUCUGCACCACUGUGACACUGUGUUUGGUUUUUGUCCCUAAGUUUAUAGCAGUGAAGCGCAAUCCAAACGUGCUCAAUACAAGUGGGGCGACAACUAACUCGUCAAGCCAGAGCAGCGGAGAGUCAUCAACUUCCCAAGAUAAAGGAAUCGGAGGUCCCAAAUUCAUCGCCUUGGCAGCAGAGAACUCCAACCUUAAAAACCUAGUAGCUGAGAAAGAAGAGGAAAUAACUCAGCUCGAGACUCGCUUGAGAAAACGAGGUGUACCAAUGGAGAACAUUCGGAGAAUCUCAAAGACCGCUAAACGGCCUGAUACCAUACCACAAUCUACUCCCAGACUGAAUAUCAGAGGCGACAGGGAUGAUAGUCUUAGUGGGAGUGUUCAUAUUGAGGUAGCAGACAGUGGAGUGGUGUCGGCUUCAAGUGACACAAACAAAUCUGAAGAUAAUGCUGAACGGGAACCUUCGUCACCAAGACAACGAUACCCUCCCUCGUCAUCUAAGAUAGACAAAGGUGUUCUUCUUGGAAAUGACCUCGCAAAAGCUCACACAGCCGUAGCGAAAAAGUACUCUCUACCUCCACGGGUCAGAAAAGAUAUUCCUCAAAUCGAGACUAGAGCCAGGACGCGCUCAGUCGACAACGAGGUUCAAGAAGCGUAUGACAAUCUCGCAAUCUCCACCGAAACUAACGACGAAGCGACGCCAAGGAAGAAAUUGUCGCUCACUAACCGGCUAGAAAGUCCUUUCUACACAGAGCCCACGACAAAAGCUUCCGUCCAACCCCUCCCCUCUGCCAGAGCAAGAUACAGUAAGCGCAAAAAGGGAGAGGUCAUGGACUCGAACGCCAACGCCUUACCAGCCGUAAAGGACGAAGUGCAACGAAAGGGAAGCGUAGUUCUGGUAUCCAAAUCGCAAACAGGAGAAACUUGUUUUCAAGUGAAAACUCCAGCAGACUUUAGAAAAAAGCCAGGGAAAGAGAAAAUACAAAGUUCCGAAGAAUUCAACGUUUGACUUGGUUAUAGCAACAAUGGUCGCCCCUUUGAAAAAUUAGUUUGUUUUUCUAUGCCUUGAAAAGGUGUUUUGUUUUACUAUUGGUGAGCUUAGAAGACUUAAUAAAAGUCAAUGCGAGUGGCAAUUUUAA
Messenger RNA from Orbicella faveolata, 3608 nucleotides. RefSeq names its product gamma-aminobutyric acid type B receptor subunit 2-like. NCBI's taxonomy places the organism in Eukaryota, Metazoa, Cnidaria, Anthozoa, Scleractinia, Merulinidae. The record is from RefSeq and is a predicted model, not a curated record. Gene Ontology annotation, cellular component: G protein-coupled receptor heterodimeric complex; membrane. Gene Ontology annotation, molecular function: G protein-coupled GABA receptor activity. Gene Ontology annotation, biological process: gamma-aminobutyric acid signaling pathway; G protein-coupled receptor signaling pathway.